Messenger RNA from Acaulospora morrowiae, 152 nucleotides. NCBI's taxonomy places the organism in Eukaryota, Fungi, Glomeromycota, Glomeromycetes, Diversisporales, Acaulosporaceae. The record is from the annotation of a GenBank genome assembly.
GUGGAUCGGGGCGGUUGCCAGGAAACCGAAGCCGAAAAAACAUGUGCAAACAUGUUUCGUAGGUGUAUUACUGGCGGAAACCGAAAAAAUAUGCUCUGCAUAUUUCGUAGGUGGAAAAUAGACGAAAUCGAAGCCGAAAAAACACUGUUUUC